Manihot esculenta (cassava) is the source of this 3984-nucleotide messenger RNA. RefSeq names its product serine/threonine-protein phosphatase BSL3. Gene Ontology annotation, molecular function: protein binding; phosphoprotein phosphatase activity. The transcript is spliced from 21 exons. The record is from RefSeq and is a predicted model, not a curated record. Gene Ontology annotation, biological process: brassinosteroid mediated signaling pathway. The coding region runs from base 393 to 3389 and encodes 998 amino acids. NCBI's taxonomy places the organism in Eukaryota, Viridiplantae, Streptophyta, Magnoliopsida, Malpighiales, Euphorbiaceae.
CACUGGUUCGUUUGAUGCGUUUAGGCUUUGAUAUUGCCUCCGUUCCGUUUCUAUUUUUUUCCCUUCUCUUGACGGGCUCGACGUUAUUAUUAUUUUUUCCUUUCCUAGCUCACGGAGAGGGAAGAAAAAAGGUAAGGGUGGUAAAACGCGAAAACCUAAUCGAAAAACUCUCUCUCUACCUUUUACAGAUUUUAUUUUUCCCGGAAAAUAUCUGGAGUUUUUAUUUUUUUUAGAUUGCGAAAAUAAAGCAUCUCAGCUAGGGUUUCAAUUUGUUGUACGCUGUUGUUGGUGAAUUCGGGUGUCAAUCGCUGAAAAUGGUUAUUAGGGAUGCGAAUUCGUUGGAAUUCUAACUCCGAUCUUGAAGUUAGGGCUCGGGUUGUAGGUUUGAAGCAAUGGAUGUGGACUCGUCGAUGGUGCCGGAGACCGAUCAAGAUUCAGAGGUGCAAAACGCUUCGUCUCCAACGGCAAUGGAUGGGGAGCAGUUAAGGGAUCAGUCACAGCCCGCGGGAUCUUCGACUCCUGCCGUGCCUACACCGGUGCAGCCGCCUGCACAGCAGCAAAGCCCCGUGGUGGGGCCGAGGCAUGCACCUACUUACUCGGUGGUGAAUGCGAUUAUAGAGAAGAAGGAAGAUGGGCCGGGGCCUAGGUGCGGGCACACCCUGACUGCAGUGGCUGCUGUUGGCGAGGAAGGUACGCCUGGGUACAUUGGGCCGAGGUUGAUUUUGUUCGGUGGUGCCACGGCUCUUGAAGGCAAUUCUGCAGCCUCAGGGGCUCCUUCUUCAGCUGGGAAUGCCGGCAUUCGACUAGCAGGUGCUACUGCUGAUGUUCACUGUUAUGAUGUGCUAACAAAUAAAUGGUCUAGGAUUACUCCUUUUGGAGAACCACCCACGCCAAGGGCUGCUCAUGUGGCAACUGCUGUGGGAACUAUGGUGGUUAUUCAGGGUGGCAUUGGUCCAGCCGGUUUGUCUGCUGAGGAUCUUCAUGUUCUUGACCUCACACAGCAACGGCCACGGUGGCAUAGAGUUGUUGUUCAAGGUCCUGGACCAGGGCCACGUUAUGGGCAUGUGAUGGCUUUGGUGGGCCAAAGGUAUCUCAUGGCAAUUGGAGGGAAUGAUGGGAAGCGUCCUUUAUCUGAUGUUUGGGCCCUUGACACAGCUGCCAAGCCAUAUGAGUGGCGUAAAUUGGAACCUGAAGGGGAAGGUCCACCACCAUGCAUGUAUGCCACUGCAAGCGCCCGUUCAGAUGGUCUUCUUUUGCUUUGUGGGGGGAGGGAUGCAAAUAGUGUGCCGUUGGCAAGUGCUUAUGGCCUUGCAAAACAUAGGGACGGUCGCUGGGAAUGGGCAAUAGCUCCUGGUGUCUCUCCAUCUCCAAGAUAUCAACAUGCAGCAGUUUUUGUUAAUGCAAGACUCCAUGUGUCUGGAGGUGCACUUGGCGGUGGCCGCAUGGUAGAAGAUUCAUCAAGUGUUGCAGUUUUGGAUACUGCAGCUGGAGUUUGGUGUGAUACAAAAUCUGUUGUUACUAGUCCCAGGACUGGCAGGUACAGUGCUGAUGCUGCUGGAGGGGAUGCUGCAGUGGAGUUGACCAGGCGUUGCAGGCAUGCAGCUGCUGCAGUUGGUGACUUGAUAUUUAUUUAUGGUGGUUUGCGUGGUGGAGUAUUGCUUGAUGAUCUACUUGUUGCUGAAGAUCUAGCUGCUUCUGAAACAACAACUACGGCUUCUCAUGCUGCAGCUGCAGCUGCUGCAUCCAAUUUACAUGCAGGGAAGUUACCUGGAAGGUAUGGAUUUGUUGAUGAAAGAACUCGGCAAGCAAUUCCUGAAGCAGUACCUGAUGGUGCGGUUGUACUGGGUAAUCCAGUUGCUCCUCCUAUAAAUGGUGAUAUGUACAAUGAUAUAAGCACUGAAAAUGCCAUGCUUCCAGGAUCUAGGAGAACAAGCAAAGGCGUGGAGUAUUUGGUUGAAGCUUCAGCUGCAGAAGCUGAGGCUAUUACUGCCACUUUGGCUGCUGCAAAGGCACGUCAAGUUAAUGGCGAGGUUGAAUUGCCAGAGAGGGAUCGGGGUGCAGAGGCUACCCCAAGUGGCAAACAGAUAUCUACUUUGAUUAAGCCUGAUUCUGCUGUAUCAAAUAGCAUAGCUCCUGGAGUUCGGCUGCAUCACAGAGCUGUUGUUGUAGCUGCAGAGACUGGUGGAGCAUUAGGUGGGAUGGUCAGACAACUUUCAAUUGAUCAGUUUGAAAAUGAAGGCAGACGUGUCAGCUAUGGGACCCCUGAGAAUGCAACUGCAGCUAGAAAACUGCUAGAUAGACAGAUGUCUAUCAACAGUGUGCCCAAAAAGGUUAUAGCACAUCUUUUAAAGCCGCGUGGUUGGAAGCCUCCAGUUCGUCGUCAAUUUUUCUUGGAUUGCAAUGAAAUUGCAGAUCUUUGUGACAAUGCUGAAAAGAUAUUUUCAAGUGAGCCAAGUGUUUUACAGCUUAGGGCUCCUAUCAAGAUAUUUGGUGAUUUGCAUGGGCAAUUUGGGGAUCUCAUGCGCCUUUUUGACGAGUAUGGUGCACCUUCAACAGCUGGUGAUAUAGCAUAUAUCGAUUAUCUCUUCUUAGGAGAUUAUGUUGAUCGGGGUCAGCAUAGCCUGGAGACCAUUACUCUUCUGCUUGCCUUGAAGGUUGAGUAUCCCCAUAAUGUUCAUUUAAUUCGUGGGAAUCAUGAAGCUGCAGAUAUCAAUGCCCUUUUUGGAUUCCGGAUUGAAUGUAUUGAGCGCAUGGGGGAGAGAGAUGGAAUUUGGGUUUGGCAUAGGAUAAAUCGUUUGUUCAAUUGGCUUCCUUUGGCAGCAUUAAUUGAAAAGAAAAUCAUUUGUAUGCAUGGUGGUAUUGGUCGUUCGAUAAAUCAUGUGGAGCAGAUUGAGAAUCUUCAGCGUCCUAUUAGUAUGGAAGCAGGCUCUAUCGUGCUUAUGGAUUUGUUAUGGUCGGAUCCAACAGAAAAUGACAGUGUAGAAGGAUUGAGGCCAAAUGCUAGAGGUCCAGGGUUGGUGACUUUUGGGCCGGAUCGAGUAAUGGAGUUCUGCAACAACAAUGAUCUGCAGUUGAUUGUACGUGCACAUGAAUGUGUCAUGGAUGGCUUUGAGCGUUUCGCCCAGGGGCAUCUAAUCACUCUUUUCUCUGCAACCAAUUAUUGUGGUACUGCCAAUAAUGCGGGGGCUAUCUUAGUUUUGGGAAGAGACCUUGUGGUGGUUCCUAAACUAAUUCAUCCUUUACCACCAGCAAUCUCAUCACCUGAAACUUCGCCUGAACGCCACAUUGAAGAUACAUGGAUGCAGGAGUUGAAUGCUAAUAGGCCUCCUACGCCGACUAGAGGUCGUCCUCAAGCAACUAAUGAUCGGGGAUCUCUUGCUUGGAUAUAGUAGAUGCUUAUGACUAUUUCCUUGAUACUCAUUCUGCGCUCAUGCUACCACCUUGAGCAUGAUGCCAUCCAGGAAUUCCGAACUCGUAUUCGUUUGUUCCUGAUUUAAAACGGCAAGAGAUUACAAAGUAUACAAGUUCGGCAACACGCAGGCGGCAGUUGGGUUCUUGUUGUGCUAUAAGAUUCCGUUCAGAAGCACCCGCCUUGUAAAUCGAGGCACAAGCGGGUAGAAGUCAAAAGGUUGUUAAUUUCAACGGGUUGGUAGUGCGGGUAUUUUUCACACUAGUAUAUAUAUAUAUAUUUUCCUAUUCCUCGUCUUAGGCAUAACAUUUUCAUUUUAUAUAUAUUUUUUUCUAUUUUUAUGGGGGGGCAUGAUGAUGAGGCCCUUGCACGUGAUGGUGAGGUAUGUAAUAUUCAAGUCUUUGUGAGCGUCCCUGUAUCAUAGAGGUGUUGUAACCUGUGUAAUUUUCAUUUGUCUUCGUUACAAUGUAAUUUGUGUGGUGACAAGAAACAUUUGGAAGUUUUGGUUAGAAAUGACAAAGCCCGCCGUCCAACUGCAAAUUGCAGUUGGGCUGGCUUAAUGUGAGAAUUUUGUA